AUGUCUGGUCGCGGCAAAGGCGGUAAGGGCCUUGGAAAAGGGGGCGCCAAGCGUCAUCGCAAAGUUCUGCGUGAUAAUAUCCAGGGCAUCACAAAGCCUGCUAUUCGACGCUUGGCUCGGCGUGGCGGUGUGAAGCGUAUUUCUGGUCUUAUCUACGAGGAGACCCGCGGGGUGCUGAAGGUGUUUCUGGAAAACGUAAUCCGGGACGCCGUCACCUACACAGAGCACGCCAAGCGCAAGACUGUUACUGCCAUGGAUGUCGUCUACGCGCUCAAGCGCCAGGGACGUACUCUCUACGGCUUCGGCGGCUGA
Molecule: messenger RNA, 312 nt
Organism: Balaenoptera ricei (Rice's whale)
Lineage: Eukaryota; Metazoa; Chordata; Mammalia; Artiodactyla; Balaenopteridae
Product: histone H4
Exons: 1
Coding region: 1-312 (103 amino acids)
Biological process (GO): nucleosome assembly
Cellular component (GO): nucleosome
Molecular function (GO): DNA binding; structural constituent of chromatin; protein heterodimerization activity
Source: RefSeq, a predicted model, not a curated record